GAGAGGAGAGGAGAAAACGACGGACUGUCCCCUCUCCGACUGGCGGGAUUGUAGUCAGCACCAGCCCGUGGCUUCAACAUGCCUGUGGGGACUAAAGGACUGAGUGGGAUUACUGCGCUGAUCGCCUGGUGGCUGCUGGGCUCCUGUGGGACAGGUGGAGAAGAGGUGUGUGACAGCCCACUGGUCUCCAGUUUGCCAUUAUCGUCCUUCAGGAGCUCCUCCCAGCUGUCAAGCAGUCAUGGACCAGUCUUUGCAAAGGUCAACAGGAGAGAAGGAGCUGGAGGCUGGUCCCCCCUCAUCUCAGACAGAUACCAGUGGCUGGAGGUGGACCUGGGCAGGCGGACCCAGAUCACUGCUGUUGCCACGCAGGGUCGCUAUGGCAGCUCAGACUGGCUGACCGCCUACCUGUUGAUGUUCAGUGAUACAGGACACAACUGGAGACAACAUCGGCAGGAAGACAGCUUAGGGGCAUUUCCAGGCAACAGCAACGCUGACACUGUGGUCCAGUACAAGCUGCAGCAACCUGUGAUAGCUCGCUAUCUUCGUUUGAUCCCACUUGACUGGAACCCCACUGGGAGGAUUGGACUCAGACUGGAAAUAUACGGAUGUCGAUACACGUCAGAUGUCGCAAGCUUUGACGGCAGCAGCAGCCUAGUCUACAGAGUGAACCGCAGGCCGAGCUGGACAGCGAUGGAGGUAAUUUCUCUGAAGUUUAAAACCUUGAGAAACUCUGGGACCCUGUUUCAUGCGGAGGGACAGAGAGAUCACAGCCUCAGUCUGGUGCUGGAGAAAGGAAAGCUGCUGCUUUACCACCAACAAGGUGUGAGUUCAUCCUCUAGUGGAAAGCUUCUUGCUUCUCUGGGCAGUCUGCUCGAUGAUCAGCACUGGCACCACAUAAAGUUGGAGAAACUCAGCACUCACCUUAACCUCACCGUAGACAAAAACAGUCAGCAGGUUCACACACCACCUGAGCUCAGCCGCUGGCAUAUUCACAUGCUGAGUGUAGCUGCUGUCCGGAGCCAUGGGCUGCAGAAACCCAUCCUGCCCAACAGGAACUUCCAUGGCUGCCUGGAAAACCUUCUUUACGGUGACCUUAAGCUGAUAAGUCUGGCGAAACAGAACAACCCCCAGGUCACUGUGCUGGGCAAUGUGACCUUUUCCUGUGCAGAAUCAGUUUCAGUUGCUGUGACAUUCACCGACUCCCUCAGCUUCCUGCAGUUACCUGGGCGAACAUCGUGGUCACCGGAGCUUUUUUCUGUUACGCUGCAGUUCAGGACAUGGAAUAAGGCAGGGCUACUAUUGACCUUUGGCCUCCAGCUGCACGAUGGGACAGUUUAUGUGUAUCUGAGUGAGGCCAGGCUCCGCUUGCAGAUCAGUACAGCUGACAGGGCCUUGCUGGAGCUCAGCACAGGCUCAAGUCUGAAUGAUGGCCAGUGGCACUCUGUGGAGCUGCACUUCAGUCAAGAUCAUCUGAGCAUCACCGUGGAUAAAGAUGAAGGAGCCACAGCUCACACCAGCGUUCCACUUCCUCUAACUUCAGAAAGUCACUUCUUCUUUGGUGGUUGUCCUUCGCAGGGGAGCAGUAAGGAGUGCAGAAACCCCUUCAAAGUGUUUCAGGGAUGUAUGCGUUUGCUGACUCUGGAUGGCCAGCUUGUGGAUCUGAUCAAAGUGCAGCAAAGGUUGCUGGGAAACUAUAGCGACCUGCAAAUUGAUAUGUGUGGCAUCGUCGACAGGUGUUCCCCCAGUCUGUGUGAACAUGGCGGCAGAUGCACUCAGUCAUGGAGCACCUUCCACUGUAACUGUUCGUCCAGCGGCUACAGAGGAGCCACCUGCCACAGCUCAAUGUAUGAGAAGUCAUGUGAGGCCUACAAACACAAAGGCAACACAUCAGGACACUUUUACAUAGACGUGGAUGGCAGCGGACCGAUCAGACCUCAACUGAUUUACUGUAACAUGACAGAGGGCAGCACAUGGAUGGUGAUCCAGCACAAUAACACUGAAUUUACCACCGUUCAGUCUUCACCGGAGAUAAACCAACACGUCGCUCACUUUGACUACUCCUCUGAAGAGCCGCUGCUGGCAGCCAUCAUCCGUCAGUCGGAGCACUGUGAGCAGGAGCUUUCCUACCACUGCAGGAAGUCCCGCCUCUUCAACACACAUGAGGGUACUCCAUUCAGCUGGUGGGUUGGAGGUCUGGGUGAAGGUCAGAUUCAGACAUAUUGGGGUGGAGCGCUGCCGGACAGUCGACAGUGUUCCUGCGGUCUGCAGGACAACUGUAUGGAUUCAAGUCACUACUGCAACUGUGACGCCGACUUCGAUCAGUGGACUGAUGACUCCGGCCUGCUCACCCUGAAGGAGACCCUCCCAGUCAGAUCUCUGGUGCUGGGUGAUCUCCAGCGACCUGGCUCACAGGCAGCCUACAGGGUGGGGCCACUCCGCUGCCAUGGAGACAAAAACUUCUGGAAUGCUGCAUUUUUUGACAAAGAAACAUCGUACCUCCACUUCCCCACUUUUCAUGGAGAGCUGAACGCAGACAUCUCCUUCCUGUUUAAAACAACAUCCUCCUCUGGGGUUUUCUUGGAAAAUCUGGGAAUCAAGGACUUCAUCCGGAUCGAGCUCAGCUCUUCCUCAGAAGUUGUGUUCUCCUUCGAUGUGGGGAACGGCCCACUGGAGGUACGAGUUCAGACCAGCGUCCCUCUGAACGACGACCGGUGGCACAGUGUGCGAGCUGAGCGAAAUGUGAAAGAAGCACUGCUCCGCGUUGAUGAUUUCCCCACUGCCACCCAGGAGGCUCCUGUUGAUGGACUCGUUCAUCUGCAGCUCAACAGCCAGCUAUUCAUAGGAGGCACUGCGUCCAGACAGAAAGGCUUUUUGGGUUGCAUUCGUUCUCUGCAGCUGAACGGAGUCACUCUGGACCUGGAAGAGAGGGCCAAGAUCACUCCCGGGGUUCGUCCUGGAUGCCCAGGUCACUGCAGCAGCUACGGAUCACUGUGCCAGAAUGAGGGUCGCUGUGUGGAAAAGACCAAUGGUUUCUCUUGCGACUGUGGCCAGUCUGCUUUCACUGGAGCUUUCUGUCAUCAAGAGGUUUCAGCUACCUUCCAGUCGAUGACAUCCAUCACCUACAUCCUUAAGGAGCCCUACGAACUGAGCAGGAACGCCAGUGCCUUGCCAUCAUACAUCUACACCGAUAUCACGCUGAGAGGGGAAAGCAUCUCCCUGAGCUUCAGGACCAGUCAGAGCCCUGCUUUACUGCUCCAUGUUAGCUCCUUUCACAGAGAAUACCUAACCCUGCUCAUCAACAAACAAGAUGAGCUGGAGCUGAGGUACAAGCUGCACAGCAGAAGGGAUGUGGAGGUGCUGAGCAGCAGAGUCAUGAACUUGGCUGACAGGCGACUGCAUACAGUGAUCAUCAGGCGACUGGCGGACUCCGUCUCCAUCCAGAUUGACCAGAAUUCCAGAGAAGACUUCAACCUGACAUCUGAUGUGGAAUUCAACAGCGUCAAAUGUCUUAUUCUCGGAAGAGUCCGGGAGUCUGAUGGAUUGGAUUCGGAGUUGGCCGAGUUUGCCUCUCUUGGGUUCACUGGCUGCCUGUCAGGUGUUCGUUUUAACUCCAUCAGUCCUCUGAAAGCUGCUCUGCUCCAUCCUGACAGCCCUGUUACUGUCACUGGCCCACUGCUCCAAUCAAGCUGCGGCUUCUCUUCAUCGGAAAAUCCCUACGCAGCAGAAACCACACACUCCUUAUCAGACCAACCUGGUUCAGUGGAUCCUCGUCAGCCUUUAGUCAACGCCAUCAAGAGUGACUCGGCUCUAAUUGGAGGGGUAAUUGCUGUGGUGAUUUUUGUCACCGUGGCCGUAUUGGCAGUCAUGGCCAGAUUCAUUUGCAUCAGAAAAGAGACAUAUCAAAACCAGGACGUAAAAGAAGCUCAGCCGGAAGAGGACAGCCACGAGUUCCAGUUGGGCAGCCAGGCAGACUCUCCGAGUGGCCCCAGUGAAAACCACAAGGAAUAUUUCAUUUAGCAGGAGCCCUGACCUCUUACUCUUAUGGGAAGACUUAUCAAGCAAACAGGGCUUUACAAGAAACCACAGAGCACCUCAGUCAACAGCACAGGGGCUCUCUAAGCAAUGAAGAACAAUCACUGGGUUUAUUUAUUUCCCUUUUUGUAAGAAUUGUACAUGUUGGUUGAAAUGAAAUGGAUCCCGUUA
Molecule: messenger RNA, 4203 nt
Organism: Salarias fasciatus (jewelled blenny)
Lineage: Eukaryota; Metazoa; Chordata; Actinopteri; Blenniiformes; Blenniidae
Product: contactin-associated protein-like 4
Exons: 24
Coding region: 79-4017 (1312 amino acids)
Molecular function (GO): calcium ion binding
Source: RefSeq, a predicted model, not a curated record